Melospiza melodia melodia is the source of this 560-nucleotide messenger RNA. RefSeq names its product protein BUD31 homolog. The record is from RefSeq and is a predicted model, not a curated record. Bases 58 to 492 code for a protein of 144 amino acids. Lineage: Eukaryota; Metazoa; Chordata; Aves; Passeriformes; Passerellidae. Gene Ontology annotation, biological process: mRNA splicing, via spliceosome. Gene Ontology annotation, cellular component: nucleus; spliceosomal complex. The transcript has a single exon.
CUCUUGAGGGAGUGCUGGCAGUUCCCCUCGCCCUUUGGCCCUCUCGCUGCCGAGGCAAUGCCCAAAGUGAAGGGGAGCAGGAAGCCGCCCCCGGAUGGCUGGGAGCUGAUCGAGCCCACGCUGGACGAGCUGGACCAGAAGAUGAGAGAAGCUGAGACAGAGCCACACGAAGGGAAGAGGAAAGUGGAGUCUCUCUGGCCCAUCUUCAGGAUCCACCACCAGAAAACACGUUACAUCUUUGAUGUCUUCUACAAGAGGAAAGCAAUCAGCAGAGAGCUCUAUGAGUACUGCAUCAAGGAGGGCUAUGCUGACAAAAACCUGAUAGCCAAGUGGAAGAAGCAGGGCUAUGAGAACCUCUGCUGCCUGCGCUGCAUCCAGACUCGGGACACCAACUUUGGCACCAACUGCAUCUGCAGGGUCCCCAAAAGCAAGCUGGAAGUGGGCAGAAUCAUUGAGUGCACUCACUGUGGAUGCAGAGGCUGCUCUAGGUGAAGCCUUCUGUCAUCAAACUUGUUUUUUGAACUCUGAGGGACAUCCUUCUCCUCAAUGGACUAUGGGUG